AUGACGAGCAGAACUACUGACCCUUGCACAACCACACAGCUUUGCUCCAAUAGAGGUACUUUCUAUACCAACAGUGCCUACAGCAACAAUCUUAAUGCCGUCCUCUCUUCUAUUCCUUCUAAUUUCACCGCCAACGGUGGUUUUUACAAUGUCACCGCCGGUGAUGAUGCAAUCCAGAGGCUCGAGGCAUUGCAGUUCCAGUUCCACACGUUAAGAGCAGCAACAGAAGAUUUCUCUGAUGCUAAUAAGCUUGGACAAGGUGGAUUUGGUGCAGUUUAUAAGGGCUGCCUUCCAAGUGGUCAAAACAUUGCUGUCAAGCGGUUAUCCGGACACUCUGUGCAAGGAGAAGAACAAUUCAGGAAUGAAAUUCUGUUAGUGGCUAAGUUACGACACAGAAAUCUUGUAAGUCUUCUAGGUUAUUGCUCGGAAGCUGAGGAAAAACUCCUGGUACAUGAGUUUGUAGGAAAUGGGAGCCUGGAUCAUUUCACGUUUGAUCCUGUUAAGCUUACCCAGUUAAGUUGGGAACUGCGUUAUAAAAUCAUAUGUGGCAUUGCUCGAGGACUUCUUUAUCUUCAUGAAGAUUCUCAGCUCAAAGUUAUCCAUCGUGACUUGAAAAUGAGUAACAACUUGAUAGAUGAAGAGAUGAAUCCAAAAAUCUCAGAUUUUGGUAUGGCAAGGCUGCUUUUUGCAGAUCAAAGUCGUGACAAUACUGGUAGACAAAUGGGAACCCUGUAAGCAUGCACUAAAUUCGCCCUAAAUACUAAUCACAUGCUUUUGUACUCAAACAGAGAAAUGAAAGGGGAAAAACUUUGCGAGAGGUGCACCUAACCCACCUACCCACUCAUCAAUCACGUUGUUCAGCUGACUUGCACUGAUAGACCCCUAUUGUAUUGGAAGUAGGCUCCCAUCUUUUUACUGUUGUCAACUAAUCUCUUCAAUGUUCGAUUCUACUCUAUGUUAGAACAUUUCUGUGAAUGCUAUUCUGAUCUAAGUAACAUUUCUGUGAAUGCUAUUCUGAUCUAAGUGGUCUUAUUCUGUGUGCCGUGCUAGGAAGCAUUACUCCUCUUUUCAUUCCAAAUUCAAGAAUACGUCCGAUACGUUUGAUUGUUCUGUGUGCCUCUCUUAUUACUUUUUUGUAUCCGGUCUAAAACUCAAUUGUUUUGGUUUAUAAUGUUUUAUGUAGUUGCUAUAUGGCUCCAGAAUAUGCAUUACACGGGCAUAUUUCAGUGAAAUCAGAUGUCUUCAGUUUCGAUGUAGUAAUUUUAGAGAUAUUGAGUGCUAAGAAGAACAGCUGGUUGGACGGUUCAGCUUAUGUGGUACACCUUCCAAGUUAUAUAUGGAAAAACUGGAGAGAAAGUACAGUUUCGAACAUAAUAGACCCAACACUGGAGGCUAGUUCGAGAAGCGAAAUAAAAAGAUGCAUUCAUAUUGGAUUGUUGUGUGUUCAAGAAAAAGUAGAAGAUAGACCAACCAUGGCUAAAGUUGUUCUAAUGCUCACUAGCCAUUCCUUCACUCUUCCACUGCCUUCACAGCCUGCAUUUUUUAUGUACCAUAGCAGAGAGACAGCACUGCCUUUGGGGACUAAUUCAGGAGGGACUGAGUCAGAGGCAGAGCAAUCUGCACGCACAGAUAGUUAAUCCUUUUCGCUCUUGCACGAUGAAUUCUGAUUAUGAAAUUUCCAUAUAAUCCAUUAAACUUAUUUACCAUGCAACUGUAAAUCAUAAAAACAAUUUUUUUUUUUUUUUUUUUGCCUAUUUUGCCAGUCCAGUAUUAUAAUAACCCUAUAUGUCAAAUCAUCUUUGUAAGAUAAAGUAUCAAAUCAAUCUCCAUCAUAGUCAUAUUCCAUCUUCAUGCCAUAACACCUCAAGCUUCACUUACAAUCUUUUGGUUCAGAAUUUGGUUCCAAAUGUGUAUUGACUUCCUUAG
This is a messenger RNA of Ziziphus jujuba (common jujube), 1926 nucleotides long. Its product is annotated as cysteine-rich receptor-like protein kinase 10. The transcript is spliced from 5 exons. The record is from RefSeq and is a predicted model, not a curated record. Gene Ontology annotation, biological process: protein phosphorylation. NCBI's taxonomy places the organism in Eukaryota, Viridiplantae, Streptophyta, Magnoliopsida, Rosales, Rhamnaceae. Bases 1 to 735 code for a protein of 244 amino acids. Gene Ontology annotation, molecular function: protein kinase activity; ATP binding.